AUGGUUGUUAGAAUGCUUUAUGAAUGUCCAAUGCGAAAUAGACUUGAUGAACGGCAGAUUCCGGGUGAGCAAGAUGGCUUCGUCAUCCCGAUCAUCCUCCAUCCUCUUUCAGCUUCAGCUCGUACAACACUUCGUACAUCCCCACUUUUUCCAGGCCCAUUGCACUGUAUCGCAUUCAUUAUUGCGACACAAAACUUCUGCAAUUUCUGUUUGAAUUGCCAUAGCCCCAGUGAUAUUGUAUGGCAUUGCCGCAUUGUACGACCAAGGCUGGAAUUAGUUGUACGAGCACCAUCAGUGCCGCAUGUACAAGUCGUUCACACCCCAGCGAUGCCAAAGUGCGAGACACUUUACCUGGCAAAGACAGACUUGUACGCGAUGUGUGUCAAGGCUGGCGAGAGCGCCGCCUGUUCGACAGUCUGGGCUGGAGGCUAUGAUCCUCACGUACACAGAGUCUAUCCAGCAGGAGUCAGUGAUCUUCGAAGGCGUCGAGACCAUGCACGCUCUUCAAACAGAAAUGCCUUGCAACACUCUCUCCCGGAUGAUGCUCCUGUAGCAGUCGCAUAUCGUGAUCAUGAAGGCAAUAAAAUCCUGGCAACAGAUCCUGCUGUUGCACAGGCCGUCUCGGUGCCUUGUGCCAAUGGAGCUGCAAUCAUUCCCGAUCACUUGGAAGCCACCGACCCACUACACGAACCAUGCACGGAGAUCGCGCAAAUACAGCGGAGGCUACCAUUACCGUACCAAAUCCUGGAGAUUGUCACGUACCACAUCGAGAAUUUGGCAUGGCAUCAUCAAGUUCUGCAUGCACCGACGUUUCUCAAAGAAGUCAAUACUGUUCUCGAUGCGAGCAAAGGGAAGGUUCGUCUCAGCGAGCUCGACCUCCAAUGGUGUGCUCUUCUAUUUGCCGUUCUUGCGACGACUUUAGCAUGCAUGCAAGAUGAUGUGGCACUGCGUAUGGGCUUUCCUCUUGGCUCUAAACGACCGACUAGUCGCAGUUUCCACGAAGCUGCCAUGAGAUGUCUAUCUCUAGGAGACUUCGCGUCUAGGCCACAUGUAUGCUCUGUCCAGACCAUCCAGGUCCUUAUGGGUAGCAGCCAUCUACUCGGAUAUUCCAAUCAGCAAUUUGUGAUGUUCGGUAGCGCGCAUCGUAUCGCGCAGAACCUCGGACUUUCGAAGUUGAAAGACGACUCCGAUUCAAGCAAAGGUGGGUAUGGAGCCAAGAUGAGAGAUCCAAUCCAAAGAGAAGUGGGUCGCAGAAUCUGGUGGUGCAUGGCUAUGCAGGAUUGGUUGUCAUUACCAUCAUAUGACAUGUUUGCCAUUCACCCCAAACACUUCGCGAUCCCCCGACCUCGUCACAUCGACGGUGGUGAGCUGAAGGAAGUGGCACAAUACUUCAAUUAUGUUUUGAACAUCGCUUACGUUGUCAUCGAAUACCAUAUUGCAAGCAUGGAAGAAACAGUGGCAACGGAUCCUACAACCAAAUACGAGCUGGUCUUGAAUUACGACUCCAAGCUGCGGGAUCUCGCACCCUGGCGACCGACCAUUACCGCAGAUUCUCCUCCUUGGUUGCGAUGGGCCACUUCCUCCGCCAGAAUCAUACACGCUCACAAGACUAUAAUUCUGCACCGUCACUUCCUGGGGAAGUCUUUCCGUGACCCAGCGUACGCAUAUACACGAUGGGCAUCAAUCACAGCUUCCAAGAACAUCAUAGCAGAAACUGCAGCUGCGUUCUCGAUUCCUGAUCGACCGCACGUCUGGACAAUUCACGCCCAUCUCACGGGUGCAGGAGUGACAUUAUGCCUCGACAUCAUGCACCGUUCUCCCUCCGAACCGGAAUAUAUUUCUCACCUCGAUCUUGUCGAGAAGGCCCUGACACUUCUCGAUCAAGUGAGCUCAGAUAGUGACCUUGCUUCUCGCGGCCACCGUCUCCUGAGUUCAAUGCUCAAAGAAAGCGUAUAUGGAGCUGGAUUUGAAAAUGAAAAGAAUGCCUCUACGGCAAUCAAGCACUCCUCUCGCCUUCACGAAGCUGACGAUAGUAUUGACUCUUGGCCUAUUCGAGGCACAUCGGCUAUCUUAGACACCGAGGAAACUACACUUGAAGCCCUUGGUCAUACCGGUGACCCACAUAUCUCGCCAAAUGGCAAUCUCGUUGAUGAAGGAAGCUGGCCUGCUACUGCUGAUAUUGGAAACGGCAGCAGUGAAGAAAUGAGUUGGACUGAGCUACUGACUGAGUUUUUCCCUGAUCAGUUCGACAUGGAGGUUAUGGACUUCAUCAAUACGAUGAAUACAUUCAAUGGUAAGCCUGGUGAGUACUGACCUCAUGGAAUACGGCUAUGGGUUCACGCCCUCUGGUAAUAACGAAGAAUGAGGAGGAAAUGUAAUCGAUGUACUGCCAUCCG
Molecule: messenger RNA, 2396 nt
Organism: Pseudocercospora fijiensis CIRAD86
Lineage: Eukaryota; Fungi; Ascomycota; Dothideomycetes; Mycosphaerellales; Mycosphaerellaceae
Exons: 5
Coding region: 1-2313 (770 amino acids)
Source: RefSeq, a predicted model, not a curated record